CCAACCAUUGGGCCUCGAAACGCAUUCAAUUUUGGAAGCAAAAAUGUGUCUGGGGUUUCACUUACGGAAAAUGUGGGGCCAAACCACCAAAGGAAUUCUGGCUUUCGUCGCAAUGAUGAAGCAUUUACUUUCCAUGGUCCAGGGAGGUCACUGCUUGGAGCACCGGCUCCUGAGCUGGCAACCGAGCGUCACGAAGCCGACGGCGGAGGGGCCCGUGGGGAGGAUGACGAUGACGGCCCGCACUUCGAGCCUGUGGUGCCUCUUCCGGAUAAGAUCGAGGUGAAAACGGGCGAGGAGGACGAAGAAGGGCUCUUCUGCAACCGGGCCAAGUUGUUCCGUUUUGAUGGAGAAUCCAAAGAGUGGAAGGAACGCGGCAUUGGCAACGUGAAAAUACUAAGGCACAAGACGUCUGGCAAAAUUCGCCUUCUCAUGAGACGGGAGCAAGUGUUAAAAAUUUGUGCGAAUCAUUACAUCAGCCCUGACAUGAAGCUGACACCAAAUGCUGGAUCAGACAGGUCUUUUGUAUGGCAUGCCCUUGACUAUGCAGACGAAUUGCCAAAACCAGAACAACUUGCUAUUAGGUUCAAAACUCCUGAGGAAGCAACACUUUUUAAGUGCAAGUUUGAGGAGGCUCAGAGCAUUUUAAAAACCUCAGCCACAAAUAUAGCCACAGCACCAAAUCAGAGUAUCAGAAUUGUAAAAGAACCCACGAGUCAUGACAACAAGGAUAUUUGCAAAUCUGAUGCCGGAAAUGUGAAUUUUGAAUUUCAAGUUGCAAAGAAAGAAGGGUCUUGGUGGCAUUGUAAUAGCUGCUCCUUAAAGAAUGCUGCAACUGUUAAGAAAUGCGUGUCAUGCCAAAAUCUAAACCCAAGCAGUAAAGAACUCGUUGGCCCACCACUAGUUGAGACUGUUUUUGUUCCUAAAACUGGCCCAGAAAAUGUUCAAGACCGAUUUGCAUUGAUGACUCCAAAGAAAGAAGGUCACUGGGAUUGUAGUGUCUGUUUAGUAAGAAAUGAACCUGCUGUAUCUAGAUGCAUUGCGUGCCAGAAUACAAAAUCUGCUAACAAAAGUGGAUCGUCAUUUGUACAUCAAGCUUCCUUUAAACUUGGCCAGGGAGAUCUUCCUAAAUCUGUUAACAGUGAUUUUAGAUCUGUUUUUCCUACAAAGGAAGGACAGUGGGAUUGUGGUGUAUGCUCAUUACAAAAUGAGGCCAGUGCUACAAAGUGUGCUGCUUGUCAGAAUCCGAGAAAACAGAGUCUGCCUACUACUUCUGUUCCGGCACCUGCCUCUUUUAAGUUUGGUACUUCAGAGAUGAGUAAAACUCCGAAGAGUGGAUUUGGGGACAUGUUUGCUAGAAAGGAAGGGCAGUGGGACUGCAGCUCAUGCUUAGUGCGAAACGAAGCCAGCGCUACAAAAUGUGUGGCUUGUCAGAAUCCAGCUAAACCAAGUCCAUCUACUUGUGCUGUUCCAGCCCCUACCUCUUUCAAGUUUGGUACUUCAGAGACAAGCAGGGCUCCCAAGAGUGGGUUUGAGGGAAUGUUCACCAAGGGGGAAGGACAGUGGGAUUGCAGUGUGUGCUUGGAAAGAAAUGAAGCCAGCGCUACCAGAUGUAUUGCCUGUCAGAAUCCAAGUAAACAGAACGAACCUACUUCUGCUGUUCCAACACCUGCCUCUUCAGAGACAAGCAAGACUCCCAAGAGUGGGUUUGAGGGAAUGUUUGCCAAGAAGGAAGGACAAUGGGACUGUAGUGUUUGCUUUGUACAAAAUGAGAGUUCUUCCUUAAAAUGUGUGGCUUGUUCUGCCUCUAAACCCACUCAUAAGCCUAUUGCAGAUGCACCUUCAGCGUUCACAUUGGGCUCAAAGAUGAAGUUAAAUGACUCUUCUGGAAGUCAGGUGGGAACAGGAUUUAAAAGUAACUUUUCAGAAAAAGCUUUUACCUUUGGCAUUACAGAGCAAGGAUUUAAGUUUGGGCAUGUGGAUCAAGAAAAUACACCUUCAUUUACAUUUCAGAGUUCUUCUAAUACAGAA
Messenger RNA from Carlito syrichta (Philippine tarsier), 2028 nucleotides. Its product is annotated as E3 SUMO-protein ligase RanBP2-like. Gene Ontology annotation, molecular function: GTPase activator activity. Gene Ontology annotation, biological process: intracellular transport. Gene Ontology annotation, cellular component: nuclear pore; cytoplasm. The annotation marks the transcript as partial. The transcript has a single exon. NCBI's taxonomy places the organism in Eukaryota, Metazoa, Chordata, Mammalia, Primates, Tarsiidae. The record is from RefSeq and is a predicted model, not a curated record.